AUGCUUCACGUCUUAUCAGUCGGUCCGUCCCAUGCAGCGUUUACUGUCGAAGCAGCAAUGGCAACCAUGAAGAAAUUCCACUCGAUUGUCGGUGAAAAGCCUGCCCAGGAUGCUGAGGCCCCCUCAGUCGAUGACCCAAAUGUUGGGCAGAUCAGAGCCGACGACAAGGAGGCUGCUCAUGCGCCCGCCAAUGCGGAAACCAAUAAUGAGGAGGCCAACCCGAGCGACGGAGCUCAGGCUGGUGUCAAGAAGAUAGAGGCUGUGACCCUGAGUUGGACAAGGGGCACAGCCAUUUGGUUCCUAACGCUGGUCAACGAUUUCCGACUGUCCAUGUAUACAAGCUUGAACGCUUAUGCCACAAGUUCUUUCCUCGGCCACUCGCUGUUGACCGUCAUCAACAUUGUGUCCUACGUCAUGGGCGGUUCCGUGUACAUACCGAUGGCCAAGGCGCUGGAUCUUUGGGGCCGUGCAGAGGGUUUCCUUCUGAUGACGUUCUUCUGUAUUCUGGGUUUGAUUCUUCUGGCUUCAUCCCAGAAUCUCCCCACCUAUUGCGCCGGACAGGUCUUCUACAAGGUCGGGUUCGGUGGGCUUUCAUACACCUGGAAUGUCCUGGCAGCCGAUGUGACGAACCUACGAAACCGAGGGCUGGCGUUUGCUUUCACCUCGUCCCCUGCUUUGAUCUCCGCGUUCGCCGGUUCCAAGGCGGCGUCGGAUCUCCUGGCCCACUCGACCUGGCGAUGGGGCUUUGGCAUGUGGGCCAUUAUCUUGCCGGUUGUUGCGCUGCCAAUUUAUGGCCUUUUGGCGUACCACCUACGCCAAGCCGAGAAAAAGGGGGUUCUCGUCAAGGAGACGAGAGAUUGGAGUAUCACCCCGAAGACAGUUUGGUGGGCCAUUAUGGAAUUUGAUCUGCCCGGAGUUCUUCUCUUCGCUGGCGGGUUCGUCAUAUUCCUUCUCCCCUUUACUCUGGCGGCGACGGCGCCCCAUGGGUAUCAGACCGACUAUAUCAUUGCGAUGAUCACUCUCGGCCUGGCCCUAAUCAUCGCUUUUGGCUUCUACGAAAUGCUCGUGGCGCCCGUGCCGUUCUUGAACUAUAAAUUCCUCAUUGACCGGACCGUGCUGGGUGCAUGUCUGCUGGAUAUGACAUAUCAGGUUUCCUACUACUGCUAUGCCAGCUAUCUUCCGUCGUUCUUGCAGGUCGUGUACGAGCUGGACGUCGCCACGGCGGGAUAUGUCACCAACACGUUCAGUGUGGUCUCCUUUGUCUUCCUGUUCUUCGCCGGUUGGCUCAUCCGCUGGACCGGUCGUUUCAAGUGGAUCCUUUGGGUGUGCGUUCCGCUCUACAUCUUCGGCCUGGGUCUGAUGAUUCACUUCCGUCAACCGGGCGGAUACAUCGGGUACAUCGUUAUGUGCGAGAUUUUCUUCUCCGUCGCUGGAAGCGUCUUCAUUCUCUGCGUGCAACUGGCGGUGCUUGCGUCCGUUGAUCACCAACACGUUGCCGCCGUGCUCGCGUUGCUGUUCGUCAUGGGCAGCAUUGGCGGCUCUAUCGGCAGCGCAAUCUGUGGAGCAAUCUGGACCAGCACUUUUCUGUCGAGACUGGAGAGGAACUUGCCCGCGUCUGCCAUGCCUGACUUGAGCUUGAUCUAUUCGUCCCUCCCCACCCAGCUCAGCUACCCCGUCGGAAGUGCUACCCGGACCGCCAUCGUGGAGGCAUACGGGUAUGCCCAAGCAAGGAUGCUCAUUGCCGGUACUGCAUUCAUGGUUCUGGGCUUCAUCUGGGUUGGCAUGAUGAGGAACCUGAACGUGAAAAACAUGACUCAGACCAAGGGUAAUGUUGUGUAG
Molecule: messenger RNA, 1839 nt
Organism: Aspergillus fumigatus Af293
Lineage: Eukaryota; Fungi; Ascomycota; Eurotiomycetes; Eurotiales; Aspergillaceae
Source: RefSeq, a predicted model, not a curated record